GCUGUGGCGCUUGACAGAUGGAGCUGGUGUGACUCGGUGUCAGGGCUGAGAGAACAUUUGGGGGAAAACAGGAACAAAAUUCAGGGUUUAUUUUAUUUAUUUUUUUAAUCUGCAAUGAAAACUGAACAGACUGAAAAUGGAGAAAACUCAACGAACUCGCAGAGCGAAAUGCUGAUCAACCAGCUGAGGGAGAUCACUGGCAUCCAGGAUCCACAGAUUCUCUACAAAGCCUUGAAUGCCAGUCAGGGUGACAUUGGACAUGCUGUUGGACUGCUAACAACACAGACCGCGGAGGUUCAGGAUCCCGGAGAACCGCAGGAGUUAAAGACUUCUGAGGAAGCCUGGGAGGGCCAAAAAGGGAUUCGUAAAGACGAACUGCAGACCGCCAUAGAGCUCAGCCUGCAGGAGUCCCACAAUGCCGAGGAGGAGGAGAGGGAAUUCCACAGGGCUCUGGAGGCCAGCGCGGAGGAGAAUGCAGCAAGGAUGAAAAGGAAAAGAUGCGAAGCCCAGAAUGAGAUGUGCAGCCCUGCAGACUGGAUCCGUCAGGACGACUGGCCUGUUGGCAUUCGCAACGUGGGAAACACCUGCUGGUUCAGUGCCGUCAUACAGUCAUUGUUCCACCUGCCUGUGUUCAGGAGGCUGGUUCUCAACUACCAUCUGUCUGAGCGAAUCCUGGAGAAGUGUAAGAGCCACUCUGACAAGAGGAACAUAGCUUUCAUGCAGGAGCUGCGCUGCCUGUUCGCCCUCAUGGUCGGCUCCACCCGCAGGUUUGUAGAUCCCUCUGCUGCAGUGGAGUUACUCAGAGAUGCCUUCAGGACCAACGAGGCCCAACAGGAUGUCAGUGAGUUUUCCCACAAACUCCUCGACUGGCUGGAGGAUGCAUUUCAGCUGGCUGCCAGUGGAAACAGCGCUGAAGACAAACAGCACAACCCCAUGGUGCAGCUUUUCUACGGCACCUUUGUGACAGAACGAAGACAUGAAGGUAAGACGUUAUGUAACACUGAGCAGUUCGGCCAGUACCCCCUUCAAGUCAACGGCUUCAACAACCUGGAUGAAUGCCUAGAAGGCGCCAUGGUUGAGAAGGAGAUUGAAUCGCUGCAUUCAGAUCACGGCGUUACAUCUGGCCGCGAGAGAUGGUUCAAAACGUUGCCACCAGUUCUGACAUUUGAACUGUCCAGAUUUGAAUUCAACACCCAGCUCGGUCGUCCCGAGAAGAUACACAAGAAACUGGAGUUCCCACAAAUCAUUUACAUGGACAGAUAUCUCCACAAAAACAUAGAACAGACCAAUGAGAGGAGAGGAGAGGUGAAAAAACUCAAGGAGCAACUUGCAGUCCUCCAACAGAAAUUUGAAUGCUACAAGAACUACGGCUCAGGACCGACCAAGUAUCCUCUGGCGGACAUGCUGCAGUUUGUGUUGGAGUUCGCCACCACCAAACCCUCAAGCGUUUCCCCAGCUGAAGACCUGAGACUCGCUGCGUCUUCACCGACUCCUGCGAGCAAUGGCCUCAGUGAGCCCAACUCCAAAGACAACAGUGCUCCUGAAGACACAGAUUCACCCGAGGGCCUGGUUUCCAGUGUUUCCAGUUGCCAGCGGACCCCCAUAUACAAGCCGUUCACCCAGUGCAGACACCCAGUCGACUGUCCGCCGCACCCAGCGCCACACAGCAUCACUGAGGAAGAGCUCCACUUUGUGAAGACCUGCCUCCAGCGCUGGAGGACUGAAGUAGAGAAUGAUAUCAAUGAGCUAAAGGCCAGCAUUGACAGGCUCAGUCAAAAGCUCGAGGGUAUGUACUCAGACAACAGUCUCUGCCAGGUUCCCUACAGACUCCACGCAGUGCUCGUCCAUGAAGGCCAGGCGUCAGCGGGUCAUUACUGGGCCUACAUCUACGACCACGCCAACCAGCGCUGGAUGAAGUACAAUGACAUCAGCAUCACUGAAUCAUCAUGGGAUGAGCUGGAGAGAGACUCGUUCGGGGGGAUGACCAACGCCAGUGCUUACUGCCUGAUGUACAUUGAUGACAGGCUACCCAACCUCAUUACAGAAGACACAGAUGAUGAGACAGGCCAGGUGCUGCUCGGCAUGGACUCCCUGCCGCCCAUCCUCAGGCGCUACGUCCACGAGGACAACCGCUGGUUCCAGCAGGAGCUCAGCGAAUGGGAGGAGCAGUUCUGUCAGACGGCAGCCCCGCAGGGAGAGUCUACGGCGUCCGCAGAGCCCCCGAAUCCCGGUCCAGACGAUACACAGCAAACGCCUGUUGAGCCAGCACCUCAGUCCGGACCGUCCGCUGAAGAGCCGGACCAGGGAGCUGCUUCAGAGCCACAACCAGAACCAGAAGCUGAGAAGGAUCCGCAGCCCGAGCCCAGUGAGAAGCCUGAAGAAGAAUCAGAGUUGACACCAGCACCACCACCACAGAGCCCUGGCUGCCAGCCAGACGACAGCAGCAGUGCAGCAGUCACCGACACCCCGGGGCCCAGUGAGAGCUCCGCCUCAGCUGAGCAGGAGCAGGAGCUGGAGAGUCAGACUCCUGGCCCCGAAGCAGAGCUCAGUGACCCGGCACCAUCUGACCUCCAUGUGGAGAAGGAUGUCACAGAGGUGGCAAACCUCAGCGCUGAAGCUGAAGCUGAUGCUGAAGGUGAACCAGAGGCCUCCAGAGAAGCUCCCGAACACGCGGCAGAUCAGGAAGUCGAGGAGCAGCAGCAGCAGCAGCAGGAGGAGGUGGAGGUCCCGGCUCGACAGCGACAGACUGAGAACGAGGUCUCCGAAGUGGAGAUCCCCAACGUGGGCAGGAUCAUGGUGAGGGCCGAUGCCGAUGGAUACAACGAAGAAAUGAUGCUGACUCCGGCUAUGCAGGGCGUCAUUCUAGCCAUCGCCAAGGCCCGACAGACUUUCGACAAGGAAGGCCCUGAGGCCGGCCUCAUCAAGGCCUUCCACGAGGAGUAUUCCCGCUUGUAUGAGCUCUCCCAGGAGGAGGCGACGCCCCAGGAAGAUGCUCGUCUGCAGCACGCUCUCGUCUAUUUCUUCCAGAACCAGGCACCCAAGCGCGUCAUCGAGAGGACGCUGCUGGAGCAGUUUACGGACCGCAACCUGAGCUUCGAUGAGAGGGCCAUCAGCAUCAUGAGGGAAGCCCGAGCCAAGCUGCGCCUCAUCAAGCCAGAAGACAUGGACAUGGAUGAAUACUUGCAGUGGCAUGAUAACUACAGGAUGUUCAGGACGGUGUUUGUCUACCUGCUGACUGGGCUGGAGCACUACCAACAUGGGAAGAUGCGUGAGGCGCUGAACUACCUGGCUCAUGCGUACGAGACCAACGCCACUCUGCUGAGGAACGGAGAGAAGCACGGCGUGGACUCGUCUCUUAUUGCGGUUUACAGGAGGAAAUGUCUCACCGCGUUGAACGAAAGCGCAUCGCGGCUGUUCUGCAGCGGUGAGGAGAGCAAGGUGGAGGAGGGCGUCGCCAUCAUGGAUGAGGUCGUAAUCCCCUGCCUUCACCUGAUGAGCCGGGACUCGGCUUUAUCCCAGGAAGACCGGGACGCCAUGGAGAGCAUCCGCAGCCACUGGUGCUGCUGCCUGGGCCAGGACAUGGACGACUCAUUACAGGUGAAGCUGGGCGAGUUGCUUCCCCGAGUUCUGGACGGUUCCACUGAGACAGUAGUGCUUAAAGACCCACCCAAAGUCCACGUCAACCAGGCCCACGACCUGUGCAGUCGCCUGGCCGCCGUCAUGGAGUCCAUUCACAACACCUCCAUAGUCGCCGUCAAGUAAAGUCCUGGACGAGACCCUCCAGCGACUUCCUUCAACCGCGCGUGCUCAUGUGCUGAACGACUGUGGGGCUGAAGCAUCGUGUAGUUUUCCGCAGGCCACAUUGUGUAUUUCAUUUUAGCUGCUGGUGUUUGGUGUUGCACAUGAAUAUCAUUUAUCAUGUUAUCAUAGCAAGCUUUAAGCACUCAUUAGGGGUAGAUAUGGGGUGGGGGCAGGGCACGUGCUCGUUACAACAGCAUUACUGCAUUCAUACAUUUUACCCCAAAUUACAUCCUCUCGCCCCAUGUGUUCAAAAGAAAAAUACUAACAGUACUUUAAAAGUCAUAAUGGCCUUAAAACAGCAGCAGGUUAUGCAAAAGAGGCUCGUAUGACCUGCAGAACUGGCAACCGUCAUACAGUUAUUUAUUGACCAGAUAUCAGUGAACACAUGCACGUUAGAGACUCUUUGCCCUCAGAUUCUCUUUGACGUUAAAACACAGACUUAACUUUAUCUUAAGAGCACGUUACGUCCUCACGUGGUUUCUUAAAACUGCAGAGAGAGGCGUAAAGAUGUGUGUAGCUGUAACGUGCUGAACGAGAGACGAUAUUACAUCAGCAGAACAAUGACGCGUUAGAUUCUGCAGAGUGUUUUACUGACUGGUAAACUUGUUAACUUUAAACACUGGCAACAAUUAGACUGUCACUCAGCUCUGCAGGGAGUGACUAGAUGGAUGAUUUGUUGAUUGUGUUGCUAAGCAUUGUGAACGCACGAUGAAGCCUUUUAUAUGGGGCUAAAAAAAACAACAAAAAGAAACACUAGAUUUGUACUGCACAGGAACAGAUACUGUUUACUAGCUUUUUUUUUUUAAAUAUAUGUUUUAUAUUACUUUGUAUUUUUCCUAAACAGACUCUAGAAAAAGCUCAGAAAGAUGUCUACAGUACAAUUAUGCAUAAACAUAUUAAGGGUUUUCUGUACAACGCACUCAGAUCUCAGUACAUCUGUGGACAGAACCUUACGGAUACAGAUGUGCCUUUUCUGCCUUUUCUCUGUAAGCCACAAUAUGAAACGACAAACACAGGACAACAAUAGAAAAAAAAUAAAAAAAAAGGAUUUUAUCUUGUGUCCCAGAUGCAAAGCAGUUUCAUGAAUGAAUCCUCCAAAUCACAGUUUUCAGACCAGCAACAUGGCGCCUCCUGUUAGAGCCAUUUCUGGCUGUCGAAUUCACACUGCCUUUUCACUUGUAGUCUGUGAUGAUACUCAAUAAAUGUUUUAAAUACUC
Messenger RNA from Seriola aureovittata, 5018 nucleotides. It is a transcript of the gene usp28, whose product is annotated as ubiquitin specific peptidase 28. Gene Ontology annotation, biological process: DNA damage checkpoint signaling; protein deubiquitination; regulation of protein stability. The coding region runs from base 115 to 3762 and encodes 1215 amino acids. The transcript is spliced from 26 exons. Gene Ontology annotation, cellular component: cytosol; nucleus. The record is from RefSeq and is a predicted model, not a curated record. Gene Ontology annotation, molecular function: cysteine-type deubiquitinase activity; protein binding; cysteine-type endopeptidase activity. Lineage: Eukaryota; Metazoa; Chordata; Actinopteri; Carangiformes; Carangidae.